Messenger RNA from Diabrotica virgifera virgifera (western corn rootworm), 892 nucleotides. RefSeq lists its product as uncharacterized. The record is from RefSeq and is a predicted model, not a curated record. Lineage: Eukaryota; Metazoa; Arthropoda; Insecta; Coleoptera; Chrysomelidae. The coding region runs from base 260 to 892 and encodes 210 amino acids. The transcript has 4 exons.
UUAGGGAAUCCAACGAUCUGUCAAACUAUUCCAAUAUGUCUGGCGAUUGGCAUGCAAUACAUUGAAAGCAUAUGAUAAAUAUUGUUUUUUAAGUAUUUAAAGUAAUUUUCGUAUAUUUAUAUCCGCCUAAGUAUUGCUAACAUACUUCUGUGACAUAAUAAAAAAUAUUGUUUACAUCAAUAAACUAGAAUAAGUACUUAAAAAGUUUUAUUUAACUAAGUAAUUUGGAAGGUUGAAGAAAGGUUAGUUAGUAAUAGCUAUGCCACUAACAUGUAUUGUAGUGAACUGUGGAAGCAGGUCGAAAAGGGAUAAAGUAUCUUUUUUUGCUAUUCCCAAACCACUGAAGUUUAAACAUGCUAUCCACUUGAAUGAAUUAACUGUUAAACGCAGAAAAAAAUGGAUAAGGGCCAUACGAAGAGCAGACCUGACAGAAUCAAAAUUAAAAUAUCAAAAAGUGUGUUCCAAACAUUUUAUUCAAGGACAACCUGCAAAACUUGAAGAUGUAAAUGAUCCUGAUUGGAUACCAACCCAAAAUAUGGGUUACUCUAGGGGACCUGUAAAACGAAAGCAGGACCUUGAAAGACUGGAAAGAGUAAAGAAAAGAUCUUCCACAAAGGUUUCACAAGAGGACAAUGAUACAUUUAUUGAGAAUGAAAACAAUACAGUAAGUGAAAGUAACACUACAGCAAUGUAUGAAGACAGUACUGGAACCGAAACUCAAACUGAGUUAACCUCAGAUGAUAUUGAACAGAUGGCUCAACCAUUAAAAUUUGCAAAUAAAAAAAUUGACGAGUUGACUCGCAGAAUUAAUAAGACCAUUUUAAGUUUCGAGUCACUAGAAACGGACAAUCCGAAAUGUUUAUAUUAUACCGGUUUAAAUUUUUCUGUUUAG